Molecule: messenger RNA, 1659 nt
Organism: Miscanthus lutarioriparius
Lineage: Eukaryota; Viridiplantae; Streptophyta; Magnoliopsida; Poales; Poaceae
Source: the annotation of a GenBank genome assembly
AUGGGGUGUUCGUGUUCUCCACUCGCCGCGUGCGUGGCCCUCGUUCUUCUGGCGGCCUCGUUGUUAGCGUGUCACCACAACGGGUGCGCGGCGGCGGCCGUGGCGGCGCCGACGACGCUGUCGACGGCGUCGCGGUGGGUGGUGGACGAGAGCGGGAGCCGGGUGAAGCUGGCGUGCGUGAACUGGCCGUCGCACCUGGAGCCGAUGCUGGCGGAAGGGCUGGGCAAGCGGCCCGUCGGCGCCAUCGCCGGGGACGUGGCCGCCAUGGGGUUCAACUGCGUCAGGUUCACGUGGCCCACGUUCCUGGUCACCAACGCCUCCUACUCCAGCCUCACCGUCGCGCAGUCCUUCCAGCGGCUCAACCUCACCGAGUCGCUCGCCGGCAUCAGGGUGAACAACCCUGGCGUCGUCGACCUCAAGCUCAUCGACGCCUUCAAGGCAAUGGUGACCAGCCUGGGCGAGCACAACGUGAUGGUGAUCCUGGACAACCACCUGAGCAAGCCCGGCUGGUGCUGCAGCAACACCGACGGCAACGGCUUCUUCGGCGACGCCUUAUUCGACCCGGACGUCUGGGUGGACGGCCUCACCAAGAUGGCCACCAUGUUCGCCGGCGUCCCCAACGUCGUCGGCAUGAGCCUUCGGAACGAGCUCAGGGGGGCCAGGCAGAACGCGAACGACUGGUACAAGUACAUGCAGCGCGGCGCGGAGGCGGUGCACGCGGCGAACCCACGCGUGCUGGUCAUCCUCUCGGGCCUCCAAUUCGACAACGACCUGGCCUUCCUCAACUCGCGGCCGGUGAACCUCAGCUUCACCGGGAAGGUGGCGUUCGAGGUGCACUGGUACAGCUUCUCCAACAGCCCCGAGUGGAGCUCGAGCAACGCCAACCAGGCGUGCGCGCGCAUCACGACCGGCAUCACCCGCCGCGCCUUCUACCUGCUCGACAAAGGCUGGCCCGUCAUCCUCGGCGAGUUCGGCGUCGACAACCGCGGCGUCAACACCAACGACAACCGCUACUACGGCUGCGCCGCCGCCACCGCGGCCGACCUGGACCUAGACUGGGCGCUUUGGGCGCUGCUGCGCAACGCCACCGCGCUGCGCAGGGUCCAGGCGCUCCAGCGGCCGCUCAGGGGCCCCGGCCUCGCGGAGGCGGCGCCGUACACCGUGCUGUUCCACCCGGUGUCCGGGAUGUGCGUGGUGGUGCGCCGCCGGUCGCCGACGCUGACGCAGCCCCUUGAGCUGGGCCUGGGCCCCUGCAACGAGACGGAGGCGUGGGAGUACAGCGCGCAGCAGCAGCGGCUGGCGCUGCGGGACACCGCGCUGCUGUGCCUCCGUGCCGAGGGCGCCGGCAGGCCCGCGACCCUCGGCGUGAGCUGCGGCGACGCGAUGGCGAAGUGGAGCCUCGUGUCUGACUCCAAGCUGCACGUCGCCGUCAACGCGACGUCGUUGGCCGGGAGCGACGGCAUGCUCUGCCUGGACGUGGGCGCGGACGGCCGGAGCGUGGUGACCAACCCGUGCCGGUGCCUGAGCGCGGACAACAGCUGCGACCCGCAGGGGCAGUGGUUCAAGCUCGUGAGCAGCACCAGGAGCGUGGCCACCAAGCCGACCAUGCUCGCGCAGCUGCCGCUCGAGCUCAAAAACUGGAAGAUCAGGUCGUUUUGA